GCCCGUGCCACUUUAGUGACGUAGCGACAAGACGCCACCGAGCUGAGGUGUCGGCGGCUCGACUCUCCAGGAGGAAUGGCCUGUCUACUCUCCGGUUCUCUCCCCGCGCUGCUCUUGGCCCUGUCCGCUGUGUGUGGAGUCUGUGUCGGCACCGAGCUGAGCUUCGUGACGUGCGGCUCCGUCAUCAAACUGUUGAACCUGAAGCACAAUGUGAGACUUCACUCACACGACGUGCGCUACGGCUCCGGUAGCGGGCAGCAGUCUGUAACUGGGGUCACUACAGUGGAAGACAGCAACAGCUACUGGAGCGUCCGUGGAACCGGCGACACCUUCUGCCAUCGGGGUUCCCCGGUAAAGUGCGGGCAGACAGUCCGCCUCACCCACGUCAACACAGGCCGAAACCUGCACAGCCACUACUUCACCUCGCCACUGUCCUCGAAUCAGGAGGUGAGUGCUUUUGGUGAGGAGGGGGAAGGCGACCACCUGGACGAGUGGACGGUUCAGUGCGGGGGAUCCGUGUGGAAACGCGAGGAGGCCGUCCGCUUCUGUCACAAGGCCACGGAGGCACUGCUGUCCGUGACGGGGGAGCAGUAUGGACGGCCAAUCCACGGUCAGAGGGAAGUUCAUGCCAUGUUGGGCCCCAACCAGCACAGCCUCUGGAAGGCCAUGGAGGGCAUCUUCAUGAAGCCCAGCGAGAGCUCGGCGGGCAGCCGAGAAUACAGUCACAUACACACAGAGUUCUGAUCUUCUCUUCUUCUGUUUCCUUUCAUCUUCCUCCCUGUCUACUAGGGCUAAACAAUGAACAAAACAUAUCACAUCCCAUCGAUUUGGGAAUAUGAGUCACGAUUUCUGCAUUGAAUUUUCUCUGUGAAAAUGAUGAUGAUUUUUAUUUAAUUUUUUUUCUGGGAUCCCUCUCAAACAAGCACAUUCUCUUUCAUCUGGAAAAUAUGACUUGUAGGUCGAGGUAUCUCUAUAACACCACAACUAUUUAUAUAUAAUAAUAUGUUAUGACAUUUUUAUCUAAAUGAAAAAACUGCAGCUCCAACAGUUUGGAUUUUACACUUGGCCAUAUUGCAAUUUCGAUAACAUUUCAAUAAAUUGUUCAGCCCUAGUGUCUACCUCUGUAUUCCGACCUCUGUCUGUAACUACAUCUGCACCAGCAGCCUCUGAAUGCACCUCUGUCCUCUCUCAUUCUUCUCCCUCAUUAACCUCUGACUCGUCUUCUAAAGAGACUGUGCCAAAACUCUGUCAUGGGUCUGGGUACAAUUACUUCAUCCUGUCAAUCCAUUCUGUCGCUCUGACUUUCUGACAAUAGUGUUUUAAAAUCAAUGUCCACGUGUAAUGCAUACGUGGAGAUGAAUAUUUGAAACAGUAUUGUGUUUAGACAGCUUUUUCGAACAACACUAUAAUUUGCCUUAACCGGCACAUAUAGAAAUACAAGUAUUAAAACGCAGUUUUACUGUAUGAAGACUGCACAAGGGGAGUUAUUCCUCACAGCUGUUAUUUAUUGUUAAAUAACUUCCAUCUGCAAGCACACUACAACACAGAAGGCCAAUCAGUACAUUGGAUUUCGCGGGAUAAACAACAUUUGUUACACUUGUGCCUUUGUUUUGUUUGUUUAAAAAAAAGUAUGUGUUUACAUUUUGAAGCCUUUUAAACUUUUGGAAACCUACAAUGUUUUUAUGGUAUUUUUAAGCCAUGUUAUACUCAAACGAUGAUAAACAGUGUUACUAUGGUAAAUUCCUUUUUUCCCUUUAACUCAGUGAAGCAUUUACAUAAUCCCACACCAACUGACAUGAGAGGAUAAGCAGUUUUGUCCGUGGUGGUAUUUCUUGUUUUCAGCGUUAUACAUCACUGAAAGACUGUUGACUGUCUUUCUUACGUUCAUGCUGUCUGUGCAAGCGUAUGUGUUGGAUCAGCUCUUUGUUUCAGAGGUUCAUAUGAACAACAAGCCUGCAAUGAAUACCUCAUAUUAAAGAGAUUUUUAUGCACAGUU
This is a messenger RNA of Platichthys flesus (European flounder), 1996 nucleotides long. RefSeq names its product stromal cell-derived factor 2 (gene sdf2). The record is from RefSeq and is a predicted model, not a curated record. Lineage: Eukaryota; Metazoa; Chordata; Actinopteri; Pleuronectiformes; Pleuronectidae. Bases 76 to 744 code for a protein of 222 amino acids. The transcript has 3 exons.